Messenger RNA from Ostreococcus lucimarinus CCE9901, 1017 nucleotides. RefSeq lists its product with no specific name. Lineage: Eukaryota; Viridiplantae; Chlorophyta; Mamiellophyceae; Mamiellales; Bathycoccaceae. Bases 1 to 1017 code for a protein of 338 amino acids. The transcript has a single exon. The record is from RefSeq and is a predicted model, not a curated record.
AUGGCGUCGUCGACACCGACGCCCGCGGCGCGCGCGGCGCCGCCGAAGAGCGCGUACUUUGAGAACGACGUCGAAUUCGCCGUCGACGACGCGCCCGAGACCCCGCGCGCGAUGCUCGAACGACGUCCCGAGGGCGUGUACACGGUCGGGAUCGCGCGUCGCGCGCGCUCGGAGCGCGACGAUGGCGAUGACGCUCGCGGUGCGCCCGACGUCGCCCGCGCGUUCGCGCUCGAGGACGAGGACGGGCAUUACGCGCGGUUGGCGAGCGCGGCGGCGCGCGCGAGCGCGAGCGCGGCGUUGCGGCGCGUGGGGGGAGAUCCACGGUGGAUGGACGUGCAGACGUGCGUGGUGACGAUUCUAGCGCAUCGUGAACGCGCGUCGGAGACGGAGACGGAGACGGUGGACGUUUUGAUUCAGCCCAGAGGAACGGACGGCGGCGGCGAAUCGAACGCUCGAGAGCGCGGCGUUGGCGUGUUGAUCGAUCUCGAUGCGGCGCGGGAGACGAGUCCGAGGCAUCCGCAUGAAUUAAAAUACUCGGCUUGGGCGCGCGAGCGCGUGCCCUUUGAGCGAAGAUUGGCGGAAUGGAACGCGGCGCAUCCGAACGACGCGUGCGUCGAGUACGUGAUGACGCGCAAAGUGAAACCAGAGGGAUCGAACGAGUGGGAGCACGAGUGUUUGGAAGGUUUGACGACGAACUUCGCGACUUUGAAGAUGGAUGAGAAGCGAGAGACGCUCUACGCCGCUCGAGACGAAGUGCUCGAAGGUUUAGCCAUGGGACUGCUGAAGAGUUGCGUCGAUGCGACGGACGCGGGACGCGGCGCGUACGUCAGCGAAUUGCUCGCGAACGCGUUUGCGGCGACAUUUUUGACGAACGCACUCAAAGGAUGCGUCGCGGUAGACUUUGUCAUCGUCAUCGAUGGCGAGACGACGCGUCGCGUCGAGUUUCCAAAAUCUCUCGAUCGAGCGAAGCGAAUCGGCGCCGCGAUCGAUCAGCGGCGACGAGAUUUCGCGGCGUGA